Messenger RNA from Zasmidium cellare ATCC 36951, 465 nucleotides. RefSeq lists its product as uncharacterized. NCBI's taxonomy places the organism in Eukaryota, Fungi, Ascomycota, Dothideomycetes, Mycosphaerellales, Mycosphaerellaceae. The record is from RefSeq and is a predicted model, not a curated record. The transcript has a single exon. Gene Ontology annotation, molecular function: carbon-sulfur lyase activity. Bases 1 to 465 code for a protein of 154 amino acids.
AUGACCUCUCGAUCCAACGACCUGCCCUCAGGCAAACAAGACGAAGAACCCAAAGAAUACCGCGGCUCCUGCCUCUGCGGCCUCUUCACCUACAAACUGACUUCGGAUCCCCUCCUCUCUACAAUCUGUUACUGCCUCAACUGCCGCAAAUGGACCGGCAGUGCCUUUACAGCCGGCCUCGCCUUUCCACUGUCAUCCCUCAGACCAUCCGAGGAAUCGAAGGCCUACAUCAGGCAGUUCAUCGAUACUAGUCAGAGCGGCAACGAGCUGCAACGCACGUUUUGUGGUGAAUGUGGGAGUUCUGUGUAUACGGAGGUUCCUUGGGCGGAUGUUGUUUCUGUGGCAAGGGGUGGUUUGGAGGAAGGGGAGAAGCUGCCGGCGCCGAGCACGGAGUAUUGGUGUUGUAGGAAGGAGGAGUGGGUGGAUGUGAAGGAGAUUGGGGAGAGUUUUCAGAGGAAUGACUAG